Messenger RNA from Rodentolepis nana, 783 nucleotides. NCBI's taxonomy places the organism in Eukaryota, Metazoa, Platyhelminthes, Cestoda, Cyclophyllidea, Hymenolepididae. The record is from the annotation of a GenBank genome assembly.
AUGCGAACUCUCUUUUUUCGAAGACCGAAAAAGCAGUUGAUACUAGGUGGUCUUCUAGGAAUCUUUGUAGUCUUAUUUUUCCUUGCACGUUAUCAUGCUCCUGAGAGAAUUCAUGUAUCUCUUUCUGCUGGUGGUAAUGCAAAUCCAUUAAGAGGAAGGCUCCAGAAUGAUCGGGAAGAAAUCCCAUUAGCUGUAGCUUUAGCCCGGGAUCGCGACAACGCAAACAUCAAGAAGAACAAAUUAAAAUUUAAAAAUAACGUUGAUGUUGUUGCUCCAGAUCAAAUUGCAGAUUUUAUUAAGGAGCAUAGGGGUCCGCAUCAACCAGCUGCUGUAGAGAAGCACUUCGGUGUUGGAGGAGAUGGUGAUGUAAAUAUUCAUGGUGUUCCCUUACCUGAUAAUGCUCAAGUUGCACAAGAUUCUCUUCAGGCCAUACAUGAUGCUGCAAAGGUGCAUGAAAAUCAAGAAGAGGCAAAUCUUCCAGUUCCGGAUAAUAUGGAGCCUGAUGCCAAUCCCCAGAAUGAUCCAGCAGAACGUAUUGAAAAUGAAGAGGAUGAUGGUGGCAUUCCAUUCCAUCUUACCCCUCGACGACCCCCAGAAAAGUCUUCAUCAUUGACAAAAGGACCUGGUGAAGCAGGAAAGGCUGUUGUGAUAAACAAGGAAUCCCUUUCAUCGAUCGAACGCGAGAAAUACGAGGAAGGUGAAAAGAACAAUGCCUUCAACGAAUAUGCUAGCAAUCUUAUCAGUGUUCGUCGCUACCUUCCGGAUAUUCGCGAAAGCCAGUAG